UCGAAUUCAGAGGCAGACCAGAUCGGCGUGCAAGUUUGGCGGAGAAGAAAAAUGAGUGCCGAAAAAGAAUCCUAUGCUACUCAGCGUCGCGUAUCCUGCACCAAAUGCUUCGAUGCUCUCUGGUUUUGCUAUUCCCCGGUUCAUCAAUUGCAACAAUAUUAUAGAGUAGGAGUUCUUGAUAAUUGCUAUGGGAAGUGGAGUGCUCUUUGGGAUUGUUUGUAUUUGAAAACCAAACCCUCUUCUCAACUCGAGGAAAUUCUGGUAGCUCGCGAGAAAGCCGAGUCCCAUAUUUGGACAUUUCGGACGCCUGAAGAAGCAAAAUCUUUUUGGAUGAAGGAAUUCGGACAUUUAGAAGAUACGGAUUCAUAAAUUUGAAAAGUAUUAGAGCUUUAUUGCGCAUAUGAUAUUUAGCAGCAUUACAUCUUCAUUGCUCCAUCUUAGGUUUUUGUAUGACAGGUAGAAAUAAAUUGUCAUUGAGCUGUAUGUUGCAGAUUUGCAUCUGAUGUUUCUUGUUUACCCCUCCCCCUU
Messenger RNA from Hibiscus syriacus, 528 nucleotides. RefSeq lists its product as uncharacterized. NCBI's taxonomy places the organism in Eukaryota, Viridiplantae, Streptophyta, Magnoliopsida, Malvales, Malvaceae. The transcript has 3 exons. The record is from RefSeq and is a predicted model, not a curated record. Bases 52 to 369 code for a protein of 105 amino acids.